AUGAUGCAAGAGGCAACUGUGUCGCCUGUCCCGGCGGCGGAGGCAUGCGUCGAUGUGAGCCGCGAAACGCAGGCCGAACCCUGCCAGCAGAAUUCUUCCCCCUCCGCUGCACAGACAGAAGGCACCAUAGAGACGGUAUCUGUUCAGACGGGGCCCCCUCCCUGUCUCUCUACGACGCCUCCGCGUUUAGGCACGCUUCCUGGCGACCUUUUUUCCGCAGAGGAGCUCCAGAAAGUCGAGGAGCUCCGCCGAUUCAUUGACACUUUCCCGGUCGAACCUUCGUCGCCAGAGAGCGGCGCAGCGGCCUCAGCCGCAGUGGAGGCGACAGUGGAAAAGUCGCUCUCUGCGUCGAGCUCGUCCGCGUCCUCGUGGUUCUCAUGGGCGACAGCAGAGUCGUCCUCGGGGAGCGGCGAGUCCGCGGAGAAGGCGGUUCAGGCCCAGGCGACGGAAAUCACUUCGCUGACCUGGGACGAGCUCGUGUGGCUCGACGACGACUUGCUUCUCUCGCGGUAUCUGAGGUCCUACAAUUGGGACCAAGCUGAGGCGCAGAAGCAACUCCUGAAGACGCUGAGCUGGCGACGCGUCCGCAAGCCCCACUGCAUUCCUCCUGAAGAAGUUGUGGGCACUGCACAAAAGGGAAGCAUCUACCGAAAGGGCUUCGACUCCAGGGGUCGCGCGAUCAUCUACUUCAAGCCCGGACGUGACUCCGGCACUUCGUCGAACUCCUCGCAGCAGUACAUUCUGUACACGGUUGAGCGCGCGAUGCAGUCGCUGGACCGGCUGAGUGGCAGAGACCAGCUCGUGUUUCUGCUGGACUUCAACGGCUGGGGCCUCUCGCAGCUUCCCAAGACGGAAGUGUCGCGCGAAAUCGUCUCCAUUCUGAACGACCACUACACGGACGUGCUGGCCGAGGCGUACAUCGUGAACGCGCCGAGCUACUUCGACGCAAUCUGGCGGCUGGUCUCGCUGAUGGUGCAUCCGGACACUGCAAAGAAAGUCCAGUUUCUGCACACGAGCAACGCGAAAGACCUCGCUCGCCUCCGCGAGGCCAUUCCGCCAGUUUACCUCGAGACGUGCGUCGGUGGCGACUGUGCAUUUGACUACGACCACGUAGCCUACUGGGAAGAGGAGCGCAGGCAGUUCUGCGAGGUGAUGCAGGCGCGCGAGAAGCAACUCGCGGCGCUUCAGGCCUCCGAAAAACUCCAGGAGCGAAUCAAGGCGAACGGCCAGUCUAGCUAG
Messenger RNA from Besnoitia besnoiti, 1239 nucleotides. RefSeq names its product CRAL/TRIO domain-containing protein. Gene Ontology annotation, molecular function: phosphatidylinositol transfer activity. The record is from RefSeq and is a predicted model, not a curated record. The coding region runs from base 1 to 1239 and encodes 412 amino acids. The transcript is spliced from 2 exons. Lineage: Eukaryota; Apicomplexa; Conoidasida; Eucoccidiorida; Sarcocystidae.